Molecule: messenger RNA, 435 nt
Organism: Geosmithia morbida
Lineage: Eukaryota; Fungi; Ascomycota; Sordariomycetes; Hypocreales; Bionectriaceae
Product: ribonuclease P/MRP protein subunit POP8
Exons: 1
Coding region: 1-435 (144 amino acids)
Biological process (GO): nuclear-transcribed mRNA catabolic process, RNase MRP-dependent; tRNA processing; intronic box C/D snoRNA processing
Cellular component (GO): nucleolar ribonuclease P complex; ribonuclease MRP complex
Molecular function (GO): ribonuclease MRP activity
Source: RefSeq, a predicted model, not a curated record
AUGCCGGAGACUUCAAAUAGAAGCGGUAUACCCAAGUCCCACGACAUCCUCACAUGCACCAUUCGGGCCCCCCAAUUCUCCUACGCCCACCUUGAACUCAUCACCGGCGACAACACCAGCAACAGCCAGCUCUCCUCAUCCUCCUUCAAAGCCGACCUGGACCCCCUACAGGUGAAGACGUACUGCACAAGUGCUCUGCGCCAGUUUCUGGGUCUCACCGGGGCGGCCGUGUCCGUUGACGUGCUCAAGGUCCAGGGAUCCGAGUGCUGGGUACGCGUUCCCCGCGACGACCUCGCCUCGUUCGCCGCUGCCAUGACAGCCUGGAGGGGCGCCAGGGAGGACGGCAUGCAGAGUCUCCUGCGGUUGAGGCAGUGCUCUGACUGGCUUGGCGCCAUGGUUGGUAGUCAUGGACAGGAGGAGCUGUGGAAUGCUUGA